This is a messenger RNA of Dermacentor silvarum, 5484 nucleotides long. RefSeq names its product T-cell activation inhibitor, mitochondrial-like. The record is from RefSeq and is a predicted model, not a curated record. The coding region runs from base 174 to 1667 and encodes 497 amino acids. Gene Ontology annotation, cellular component: mitochondrion. Lineage: Eukaryota; Metazoa; Arthropoda; Arachnida; Ixodida; Ixodidae. The transcript is spliced from 2 exons.
AUUAGAGCCGAGCCAAGACAGAGACUGGAUUCGUUGGCAUUGGUCUGCUACACUAUUUGAGGAACAAUGAAAGUGCCAAGACUUGACAUUCGCGCUUCUGUCGACGCAAGUAGAAGAUUCUGACGACACAGGUGUACGACUACGGAACUGAAAGCUGCAGAAGGCUUGCCAGAAUGUCAAGGAGUACGGCCCUAUGGGCGCGGUUUACGUUGCGUUUUACUAGCUGUUCUACCUGCGUGCGCUUGUUGUCCGUAGAGGCGCCAAGGACAGUGACCUGGAACGAUGUCUCGACAGCUUUGCGUCCCUUCUACUUCAUUGUGCAUCCUGACAUGUUCUGGAAUCAUCCUGCCGAAAAAAAGACGAACGAGAACUCUCUCAAGCAACUCAACGCAUAUAUAGAAUCCCUGUUGCAGAAGCAGACGGCGAGGCCAUUGAACCUAAACUUCUAUCUGCGUCAGUUAAAAACCACGACCGUGCCGCCGCAGCCUUUCAAGAACGUACAGAUCAAGCUCGCUAGUCAGAACGUCCAUGCUACUGUACAUAAUGUCCUAACUUCGUGCAGCCUUCCUACUGACAAUCUUGAUUCGCUCAAUCCGAAACAGCAAUCGAAAUCGGCCAGUGGCAGGCCGGAGCACAGGCAGUCGCCGACGCCUGCAAGGUACGAAUACGAGCCCCCCGUGGACGAUGACUUCUUUGCUCGUCACGAGUGGACAGUGGACGGCCGACCCAGCUAUAAUUUGGAGCGGUUCUUACGCGACAACGUUCACACGGCUCGCGAACGUUCGGCGCUGAGCAGCCCCGUUCGAGAAGAAGCGUUUCGCCUGUCCAAGGAGACGGUGACCGAGCUGGGUCUCGAAGACCUGCGUUGGGAAUGUGACUGGGGCUCUGGUCAUUACCGCGGAUCUCUCGAGAGCUUCCGACGACUGUGCCAACAGCAUCCCGAAGUAGCGGCCGGCCUGCGCGGCCGCACGCUGGUACUUGGGAGAACAACAGGCGUUUCGCUCGACGGGCACGUCGUACUGAGCAUCGAGGAUGUACGCCACAGCUGGCUGUCGCUGCUGCGCUCGCUGGCCCGCUACGAUGCAUACGUAAGGCUGGUGCCACCCGCUGAGCGCGCCCUGUCCGAGACGUUGCGCGGGAUUCGCGUCGAGCACCGUAGGUUCAAGCCAGCAGUAGCAGCCAAGGCAUAUGUGCAGCAGCUGAGCAAGCUAACCGUGGCACUCCACCGACACAUCUGGAUCAAGGGCCUCCCUAGUGACUGGCCAGCACGUCUCACAGACCACCAGUUGGGUGUUGAAUGUGAGGCAGGCCCUCUGAUGCUGUCACCUACGGGACAGUUCUUGGCUCCAGCCUCCUGCCCACCAGCGCUUCUCCUGGAUUUUGUUGGCUCACAGUUGUCCACGGCUGAACAGAGACGUCUCCUUUACAGAAGCCAGCGGCGCUUUGAAACACAGUUGCAUCAGCUCUGUGUCGAAACACUCAACCUGGAGUCACUUUCCAAAGAGGAUGAUGUUACGCCGGAUCGGAUGGUGCUUUGCUGCGAGCGGCUCCUCAGGGCAGCAUUGUGGCUAGAACCACUGCUGAGUGGCUGCCGUCUCCAUGUGUCUCACUACUGCUCCGUCCUGCAAGAUGGCCUUAUCUGCCUACCUUGGGACUGGCAUGAGUAGUAGGAACGGCCUUUGCUUACGUACUGGCCAAUAGACCUCAGCCUAGAAACGUGUCACAGCAAAAGCCAGAGGAGCGAGAGCGAUAGUGCAAGCUGUCAUGAAUGAUUGUUCUCGCUUGAAAUCAUGGUGCAAACGCUCCAUAUUUGGAAGUGAAAAGAAGCAUAACUUCUAGUAAGUGCUUUCAGGCAUAGUUCUAAGUGUGAAUAGUUUGCACGUGUGCUGUGUGAGUUUGCCAAGGUUAGUUUGUAAUUAUGCUGUACAAACACAUGAAAAUAGUUGAGGAUCUGUUUUAUGAAUAUUUUACCAGGGCAUGAACAUAUAUGCCACAGGGAUUUGACAGACAGAUGCAACGAAAGUAUGUGGCUUCUCAGUUGAAAAUCGCUAGCUAUGUAAGGCCACAUAUGGAAAAGGUGCCUCAAAGAGAGUUUCCCAACCUUCAAGUAUUUUUUGUGUAUGCUAUACAAGGUACCACAGUCAGGACAGGUAGUUAUCAUAGGUGAGCUUCUUUGGGGUUAGGCCUGGGUCCACACCUGUGUACGGGUAACCUUACUUUUGUUUGCAUUCUACUUGCAUUUGCUCUUCAAGGAUCUCUAAGCAGGCUGGACAUCUUGAAUUUCCUCCCCAUGCCUUCUUCUUGGGUAGCGGCAUCAGCCCUUGUCCCUUUGGACACAAAUUUAUUUGGGUUGGAAGUCUGCUUUGAAGCUGAAAACACUAGCCCACAAGACUCCGUGAGCUGGCACAUGGAGUGAUUGUAUUAUGGAGCGCUUGCUAGUCAUGCAGCAAAAACAAAAAGAUGCCACAGUCACUUCUCUCUGAACAUCUGCAGAGAUUUUUCGCAAGUCGGGGUAAGAGAUAAAUUAAUAGUUGAUGGGGUUUCACUCGUUAAAGUUGCACUUGAGUAUGAGGUGCAUACUUGGCUGCUCUGGAUAACCGGUGGACCAUUAGAGUUACAGAAUGGAUACCAAGAGAAGGGAAGCGCAGUCGAGGACCGCAGUCGAGGACCGCAGAAAACUAUGUGGGGUGAUGAAGUUAGGAAAUUUGCAGGCACAAGCUGGAAUCGGCUAACGCAAGACAGGGGUAAUUGGAGAUCACAGGGAGAGGCCUUUGUCCUGCAGUGGACAUAAAUAUAGGCUGAUGAUGAUGAUGAGGCGCAUGCCAGAUUGGGUUGCUCUAGAUCAAUUUCAACCACCUGGGGCUCUUUAACAUGCACUGAAAUACACAAAUGUUCUUGCCGUCCACCCUGAUUGGAAUGUCGCCGAGAAUCAAACCCACGGCGUCAUGCUGAGCAGCAGAAUGCCCCAGUCACCGAGCCGUGGGUGGGUAGCAAGUGGGGGAGAAAACAUGGAGAAUAGUUUUCUUCUCUUCUCUGCACUCCUUGUCUGAGGGAUGUCCAGUGGAAGCCCUUAGGUAAUAGUUUGGCAUGUCCCAGUUGGAUCGCAAAAAUGAAGCAUAAUCCUGAUCAACUUUCAACCUGUACUGCACAGAAUAUUGAUUUAAAGCAUUUCCUACUGACAUAUACUUUAAUUCAAUCGCAUGCAUACAUUCAAACAUUUUGAAGUGGGAGGAACAGUGUGAUACAUAGUUCUGACAGUGCUGGAGGAAUUACCGAGGGGCACACACAAACUUGUGUUUCGUCUCACUACCCACACUGGCCUGUCCCCAACUCUUUGGCCAAGUUCCACAAGGACAACCCUAAUGGAGGUUUAUGUCGACAUUGCUGCACACUCGCUACUGUAACUUGUAUAGUCUGGAAUGCCCCUCAUUCCUAUUCAGAGAGGAAAAGCAGACAUGAAAGCGAUUCCAAGACAUCUUCGUAGCUGCAUAUGAUGACUGGGUGCUCCUAACUUCACGUGACAGUGCAACUGCCGUGCUCCUGUUGGCCGAGUUUGUAUAUGAUGGGUCAUGUACCAAGUUCCAUGGCAGCUGGUGUCGACCUACUUAGCACCCCCUAUACUUAUACUCGUACAUGCACAGAUGCAGAUAGAGUUAAAACGAAGGUGAAUAAAGGAUCUUUCCUGACAAACAAAAUGCAUGCCAGCAAAAGUGGCUACACUGGUGCCGGUAUCUCAAUUCAGACGGGCGACGUCCUAAUUGUGAAUUUCGACAGUUCUAAAACUGCAUGUGUUGAUCAGAUUAUGUUGCAAAUACAUACCUUUAAUUGAAAACUUAAUUUUGCUGCCAUGUUUAGUAGCUAUUCAGAUCCAUGGGACCGCUUUGUGAUGUCCCCUCUAAUCACAGAGAAGGCAUAAUUUAAGUGUUAGACUUUAAAGUGUGCUGUCGAAAUUUUAGCAGUUCUCAUUUUCAAAUAAGGACAGAAGGUUAAUUUGCACAAUUUAUUGUUGCUUUAACACUUCAACAGUCAUUAAUGAAUGUCUGUGAGUGGCUAUUUUGUGGAUAUCUGAUGGACAUCCAACAUCAAUAUUUCUAUAGUAAGGUGGUUGGAUUUUAAUUGGCCAUUCCUUGGAUAUCUGUAGUUACGUGGGCCCCAGCUGGCCCAGCACCACUGUCUCGCAAUAAAGUUAGCUGGUUUAUUGCUUCACACAUGUUAUGUGAAUGCUUGCCUGUCAACUGCACAUGGCCAAAGUUCUAUUUAGGGUACUUCCAACUAAUAAGUGUAGCAUGCAGGAAUCACUGACUUUUGCUUGGCAUGUUGAUACAAACCUUUAGUCCAGUUAAUGUACAGUAUACUACCAUUAUGACGAGCUUAAAGAGUUCAUACAUGCAGGUUUUAUUAAUAUAUAGUUAGAAAGAAAAAACAAGGAAAAGCUGAGAGGUUAAUCAGAUGGAUGCUCGGUUGGCUACCCUGAAAAACACUUUAUACACGUACAAGCUUAUUUUCUGGAAGUUUUUAUGCACAAAUGCAAUUGCAACAUAAUGCUAACAGUCAAAGGUGGAUACGGGCCUUCGUGUUUGAGCUUAGGUAUGGCAUCGAACUUACAACUGCUGGCUAAAGGUUUAAAUAAAUCAAAUUAUUGGAUUUAACAUCAUGAAGCUGCAUAUACUAGUGGGUUUUGCAGGGUGCCAUAGCGGAGAGUCCUGGAUUAAUUUUGACCACCUGGGGUUCUUUAACGUGCUGCUAAAUCUAAGUGGUACAUAAAUGUUUUUGCAUUUCGCUACCUAUCGAAAUGUGGCCGUCGCAGCCGGGAAUUGAACUCCUGACCUCGUGCUCAGCAGAACGUCACAGCCACACCACAGCAGGUUGGUUGCAGGCACAGAGCAAGUUGCAGGUUUAUAUGGACAGUACAGUUUAGCAACGCUAACUGCAGCAGCCCUGAUGUACUGAUUUGUUUUCUGAAUUCGCAACUUUUAACAAUUUCAUGCUCGUGUACAGCCGGCAUCAAAAGUUUACGUUUCACAGCACCUGAGAGAAAGCAGAAUGUUUCUGCAUCAUGGGCAUGCAGCCGGAUAUGUGCAUUUCAGCCCGCGCUAGUAUAUACAAACAACAUACAGUUGAAUGAGUUUAUUGGCUAAGGUCGCAAACUGCUAGGAUAAUCAACAUUUUCUCCAAUCCCACUGUCUGUAAACUUUUCAUGCCGACUGUAUCUCUUCGAGCAAUAUGAAAGGGAACACCCCAUUUGUUUUAAAUAGCCGUAGUGGCCAAACAUGCAUGCCCUGCAUAAGCAUUUUCAGUGAGACUAAAAAUGUUCUAUAGGAAAUGUUCUAUAAGAAAGAUACUGGUUAAAUACGAACAUAUCAGAUCCGAAUCAGCACAUCAUGAGUAAUCUGUGCUUGAAAGAAAAUUUGGUGCUCCUGCUCGUAUUGCUCGUGACUGCGUGAUAUGCAGGACCUUAGCAGCAGUACAGUCGAUGCUGAGGAA